Messenger RNA from Tribolium madens (black flour beetle), 1896 nucleotides. RefSeq names its product apoptosis-inducing factor 3-like. The record is from RefSeq and is a predicted model, not a curated record. Gene Ontology annotation, cellular component: cytoplasm. The coding region runs from base 29 to 1789 and encodes 586 amino acids. The transcript is spliced from 3 exons. Lineage: Eukaryota; Metazoa; Arthropoda; Insecta; Coleoptera; Tenebrionidae. Gene Ontology annotation, molecular function: flavin adenine dinucleotide binding; 2 iron, 2 sulfur cluster binding; oxidoreductase activity, acting on NAD(P)H.
UUGAUUACGUCAGAUAAGAUAGCUCACAAUGAAAUUCCUUUCACUCAAACUUUUAGAAAGUAUACACAAGUGCAGUACGCGUCGGAGCCCCUUUUUAAAUGUUUUAACCCCACUUAUCGCCCCCACAACACACACCAUGGGCUGUUCCACGUCCAAAGUUGAAGUUUCGCGCUCCACGAGCAAGGAUGAGGACUACGUGGAGGGCGUCGUGUGCCAGGACUCCGACAUUGCCGAGAACGAGAUGAAGAGUUUCGAGCUGGGCGAAGGCCGGGUGCUCCUGGUGCGUCAGAAGGGCAAGUUGAGUGCAAUCGGGGCCAAAUGCACGCAUUACGGGGCCCCCUUAGCUGCGGGGGCGCUAAGCGACGGCCGCGUCAGGUGCCAGUGGCACGGGGCCUGCUUCAACAUCCUCACAGGGGACAUCGAGGACUUUCCAGGUAUGGACUCGCUCCCUUGCUACCAAGUGACCGUCGAGAACAACUCGGUCAAGGUCCGUGCCAAACGCUCCGAACUCGAGACGAAUAAACGCGUAAAAUCCAUGACAAAACGCAACCCCCACGAAUCCCAACACAUUGUCGUUAUCGGCGGAGGCCCCUCGGGGGCUGUCUGCGUCGAAACUCUCCGCCAGGAAGGUUUCUCCGGCCGAAUAACUCUCGUCUGUAAAGAAAACUGUCUCCCAUAUGACCGAGUCCUCGUCAGCAAAGCCAUGGAUUUCGACCUUUCGAAGGCCCAAUUUCGCACCGAACAAUUCUACAAAGACAACGGAAUCGAAGUAUUAAAAGGCGUCGAGGCAACUGGAGUCAACACCACGCAAAAAUCGGUGAAUUUAAGCAACGGAAACGUUUUGAAUUACGAUAAGUUGUAUGUGGCCACCGGAAUGAAGGCCAAUAAGGUGGCUAUUCCGGGGGCCGAUUUGCAAAAUGUCGUGAUUCUGAGGAAUUACGAUGAUUCAAAAGCGACCAAUGCGCUGAUUCGGGAGGAUUUGAAAGUGGUUGUCUUGGGGUCCAGUUUCGUGGCGCUUGAAGCGGCGGCCUAUUGCGUGGAAAAGGGGGUUAAAAACGUCACGAUUAUCGCUCGAGGGAGUGUGCCUUUUAAACCGUUCCUGGGGGAGGUCGUAGGGGGCGCUUUCAAGUCGUUUUUCGAGGAGAAGGGAGUCAAAUUCAUCAGUAAUUCCGGUUUAAGUAAGUGUCUCGAUGAUGGGACCGGGAAAGUGACAAAAGUCGAGUUGAAAGAUGGGUCAACUCUCGAGGCUGAUUUAGUGAUUAUGGGGGUGGGUAGUAGUUGUCUCACUGAUUUCCUCAAAGGGUCAGGGAUCGAGCUACGCCCCGAUGGGACAAUCGAAGUGAACGAGUUUUUGCAAAGUAACAACUCCGAUGUUUACAUCGGGGGGGACAUCGCAUACGCCCCCGUGUGGUCGCAUCAUGAUCAGAAAGCUGCCAUCGGGCAUUACCCCCUCGCUCAUUAUCAUGGCAAAAUCGCAGCGUUGAAUAUCCUAGGAAAGGGGAAAAAAUUACAAGCCGUCCCUUAUUUCUGGACCAAAUUAUUUGGGAAAAGCUUGAGAUAUGCCGGACAUGGAAAAUUCGACGAUGUUGUUUAUAUUGGGGAUGUUAACAAGUUCAAAUUUGUUGCUUUUUACUUAGAUGGGGAUGAAGUCGUAGCGGCGUCUUCUGUGGGUUGGGACCCCGUUGUGUCACAAUUUGCCGAAGUCCUAGCCCUUGGCAAAACACUCCACAGGAAGGACGUACAAAACGACGAUAAAUUUACUUGGACCAAAUUGUUGCAAAGUACUUAAAAGGGCCUGUGAUUGAAGCCACACAGUAUUUUAUUUUUCUAAAUGAUUUAUUUACAGUUUUAUAGUGUUGUGUAACUAAGAAGUCUAAUAAAUGUUAUGCUUACUAA